Molecule: messenger RNA, 324 nt
Organism: Knipowitschia caucasica
Lineage: Eukaryota; Metazoa; Chordata; Actinopteri; Gobiiformes; Gobiidae
Source: the annotation of a GenBank genome assembly
AUGGCGACUGCUCUGGUACCCGCUCUGCAGGAGGUCUCCUGCGGCCAGAGAGCAGCAAGCAGCAUCCACUACGGCAUCUAUAAGAAUGAUGAAGAGUCUGUACGGAGCACUGGCAUCAGCGGUGACCGCAAAGCUACAUGUGAUUUUGACAACCCCGGAGAGGCAGAGGGAGGAGGGGGCUUGCUGCUCAUAUUGGCUGUCACCGACAUUGCCAAUAUACGGCAAAAAGAGGUGUCUGGUUCUCUGACGCUGGAGGCUUCAGAGCGGACAGUGGGAGAUCAGACACAAGCUUCUCUCUUCCACAGACAAAGACGCCACCACUGA